This is a messenger RNA of Hydra vulgaris (swiftwater hydra), 1686 nucleotides long. Its product is annotated as F-box only protein 42. NCBI's taxonomy places the organism in Eukaryota, Metazoa, Cnidaria, Hydrozoa, Anthoathecata, Hydridae. Gene Ontology annotation, molecular function: protein binding; ubiquitin-like ligase-substrate adaptor activity. Gene Ontology annotation, cellular component: SCF ubiquitin ligase complex. The record is from RefSeq and is a predicted model, not a curated record.
AACAAGCAAACAAAUAAAGUAUAAUCUACGUAUAAAACUUGUAUAUAAAAAAUAAUCUGUAACUAUUGCGAUUAGUUGAGCUAUAGAAGAAGUAACAACCGGUGACGUAGUUUCUGUUUAUAGGACGAUAUUAGACUUUAUAUAACAAACACAUAAAGUGCGAAGAAAGCAAUUAUUCUAAUACUGAUGCACACAAAAACUCAAAAUGGAAAACAUUGAAAUAGAAGAUAUAAGUGAAGAUGGACAUUUUAGCUACUUUAGCGAACUUCCAGAUGAAAUAAUUAUAAAAAUAUUCUCAUACUUGUCACCAUACACCGAUAUUAAACAUUCAAAACUUGUGAACCGUAAAUGGAAUCGUAUUAUAUCAACAAAUGAGUCCCACAGUAAAAAAAUAUUUUAUGAAAGUCUUCAUAAUGGAAACAUAAAAUGGCAAAUACAUAAGCAGUCUUCCUAUAACAUAAUAGAUACUCUAGUACCAGGUACUUGGUCAGGUAAAACAAGGCGAUCAAAAGUGCAGUUGCCCAACAUAAACAUACCUUUCCCAAGAUUCUCUCAUUCUGCAGUUGUACUUGGUCGGUAUUUGUAUGUAUUUUGUGGUUCAACUUCAGAAUCAAAUUUUAGUUCAAGUACUUAUAAUGAUUUGCAUAGAUUAGAUUUAUCAAUGCGAACAUGGCAAAAAGUUAAAACAGAAGGAUUAAUGCCUGCUCCAAGAGAAUGUUGUAGCAUGGUAGCAUACAAACAAAAAUCUUCUAAACACCUUUACAGAACUUUACCAUAUCUUGGAAAACUUAUUAUAUUUGGCGGCUGGUGUCAACCUCCUCGAAAUAGAGUGAUUAUUGGUCCUAGAUUUUUUGAUGAUACACAAAUAUUUCAUGUACAUGAAUCAAGAUGGCAAAGGCUAAACCUUAAAUGCUCACCAACUUCAAGAGCUGGACAUAGUGCAUCAGUUAUUCAAGAUAAAAUGGUAUUGUUUGGUGGAUCUCAAAGAAUAAAUAGACUUAAUGAUGUAUGGGUGUUUUGUUUGGUGACUCUCACAUGGAGUUGUCCACCGAUUCAAAGUAAAAAGCCAGCAGAAAGAUUUGGCCAUUCUCAAUUCACAUUAAAUGAUACCACAAUACUUAUCAUUGGUGGGUGUGGUGGUGAUGCAAACACGUUAUUUGGGGAUGUAUGGUUGUUAAAUGUAACAACUUGGUGCUGGUCACAAGUUAAAGUAAACAAUGCUUUUAGUGAAGCACCUGAUUUGUGGUGCCAUGCUUCAGUUAUGAUUAAUGGUGAUAUAAUAACAUUUAGUGAGGAAAAAGAGUGUCCUUAUUGCAAGAUUCCUAUUCAAACUUAUAAUGUUCCAAGAGACCCUCCUUUAGAUAGUGAUGUGAAUUGCUCCUGUGGUCGUAUUCGUAAUGGAAAUUUACCUUCUAUAUCUAGACGUCAUCUGCAAAUGUAUAUUCUUAAUUGCAAGGAUGUAUUAAAUAAAUCUGUAUGCACAUGGGCUGAUUAUAAGUACCUUUCUCCUUCACCAUUGAGCAGAAAGUUAUUUACAGCAUGUACUGGUGUUAAUGAAGUAUUACUGUUUGGUGGACUUAUAAAUGAUUGUGUUGAUUCAAACAAGCUAGACAACUGCGUAAUGAUUUUGUCUGCAAAUACGUGACUUGUGGUUUCUUAAAAAAUAUUUUUUACAUUAUUAUGAAA